Molecule: messenger RNA, 305 nt
Organism: Bursaphelenchus xylophilus (pine wood nematode)
Lineage: Eukaryota; Metazoa; Nematoda; Chromadorea; Rhabditida; Aphelenchoididae
Source: the annotation of a GenBank genome assembly
AUGGGAACGUGCUCUCUCCCCUUGCCUCGUGUUAUUGUCAAAAGAAAACAAGCUGGGGGUCACCCCAGCUUCUCGAACAGUUCCCGACCUUCUCCAAUUCCAGGUUUACGUCCCGACGCCGUUGUCUCCAAGAUUUUCGUCGCCAGUAGUCCUCCGUGUAAUGGUCGUAAGUGCACAAGGUUUGCCCGUUGCCAGGUAAGUGGCGCUGAUCGUAAUCAAUGUUUCCCUUUUUCCAGCAGCUCUCACCUGUCCAGUGGAGAGAUCUGCCACGCUCAACACACUCACUGAACGGAGACGGCGGCUGA